UUUUCUAGUUUCUUAAAAGCGAAAAGCGAAGUUUCCCCGGCAGAUGUAAAGGAGCUUGUGGAGUUUGGUUUGGAGGUGUUUCAUGCAUCACAGAACAAGCUUUAUGCUCAGAUGGGGGAGUAUCUUAGUCAAGCUUUUGAGGAAGCAUGGAAAGAAAUUGUCAAUAAGCAUUCAGUGGAGACCAAUCUAUGACACUUUGAUGCGUACGCACUUUAAAAGAAAUACUGGCCCUGAGGGUUGGAGACUGAGACAGCGGCAUUUUGAAACUGUCAUGUCCCUUGCUCGAUCCUGCCGGAAGUUCUUUCCUGCAGGUUCUGCUUCGGAAAUAUGGUCAGAGUUCAGGGCUUUAAUGGAAAACCCAUGGCAUAAUUCAGCCUUUGAAGGUGCUGGCUUUGUAAGACUGUUUCUUCCUGUGAACUUGGAGAACCAGAACUACUUUACAAGCAAUUGGAUUAAGCAGUGUCUUGAUCUAUGGGACUCUAUACCAAAUUGCCAAUUUUGGGACAUUCAAUGGGCUUCUGUCAUUGCACGUUGUAUAAAGAGCUGCAAGUCAAUUGACUGGGAAGUUUUUUUGUCAGCACUUUUUACACGAUUUUUAAACUUAUUUGAGGUUCCUGUAUCAAAUGGGAAUGGAUUAUAUCCUUUCCCUUUAGAUGUCCCUAAGAAUACGAGGUUCUUGUUUUCCAGCAAGUCAGGCAUGCCUGCUAAGGCUAUAGCAAAGUCAAUUGUGCAUCUCUUGAAGCCUGGUAGUUUGGUCCAAGAGUACUUUGAGAGAUUGGCAAACCUAUUAGAGCAAUAUUACCAUCCUUCUAACGGAGGUCGCUGGACCUACUCAUUGGAGCGUUUCUUGCGGUACUUGGUAAUUAGCUUCCAAAAGCGCCUUCAGGACGAGCAGCUUAAGACAAGUGAUAGCAACCGGGCAGAUUUGUGUUUGGGAAAUCUAGAAAGAGCUUCUUUCAUCAAAGUGGUACUGAAAUUAAUGGAUCGUGGUCAGUAUAGCAAAAAUGAAUCUCUUGCUGAAACAGUUGCUGUUGCAACUUCAAUUUUGUCAUAUGUGGAGCCCUCUUUGGUUCUUCCAUUUAUUGCAUCCAGAUUUCAACUGGCCUUAGAGACUAUGACAGCUACUCACCAGUUGAAAACUGCUGUCACAUCAGUGGCGUUUGCUGGUCGUUCACUUUUUCUCACUUCUAUUUCUGCUCCCCCUCAAACUGACGACUGUGAUACUGCUGAUGCAUGCAUGGAUCUUAUAGUAGUAUCUCUAUCUAAUGCAUUGCUUGGGAUGGAUGCUAAUGAUCCGCCAAAAACCUUAGCGACCAUGCAGUUAAUUGGUUCUGUUUUUUCCAAUUUAGCUAUGGUGGGUGGUAGUGAUGAUGGGCCUGCAUUCCUACAAACCAUCAGUUUAUCAGAAUGGCUAGAUGAGUUCUUUUGUCGCUUAUUUUCUCUGCUUCAACAUUUGGAACCAAGUAGUGUCAUGAACGAGGGUAUCCAGACUUCAUUAACAUCAGGAACUUUUCUUGUUGAGGACAGUCCAUUCUACUUUUGCAUGCUGGAAAUCCUGCUAGGAAAACUGUCCACAGCUUUAUUUAAUCAGUCACUAAAGAAAAUUUCCAAGUUUGUCAACACAAGCAUCCUUCCUGGAGCCACUGCAGAGAUUGGGCUUCUAUGUUGUGCCUGUGUUCAUUCUAAUCCAGAAGAGGCAGCCACCCAACUUAUAAAACCGAUUUUAAUGACUAUAACCUCCACUCUAAGAGGAACACCAGUUUCAGGUUUCGGUAGAGGAGCUUCUGGUGCAUCAUCUUCUACCAAGUUGCAGGCCACACUUUCGCCGGCCCUGGAAACAGCACUUGAGUACCAUCUAAAAGUUUUGGCAAUAGCCAUUAGUUAUGGGGGUCCUGUGUUGCUUCAUUACCAGGAUGAACUGAAAGAAGCAAUUGCAGCAGCAUUUCAGGCCCCAUCAUGGAAGGUCAAUGGAGCUGGCGAUCAUGUCCUUCGCUCUCUCCUUGGAAGCCUGGUCCUUUAUUACCCCAUCAACCAGUACAAGCCUUUCUCUUGUCAGCCUGUUUCUUCUGUUUUGGAAGACUGGGUUUGCUCAAAAGAUUAUGAGAAUGAAAAAAAUGAGGAGCUCAAUUCUCUCCCCAAGUGGCACAUUCCAAGUCAAGAUGAACUCUCUUUUGCAAAUGAGCUUUUAAGUCUUCAUUUUCAAUCUGCUUUGGAUGAUCUUCUCAGAAUAUGUCAAACCAAAGUGCAAUCUGAGGCAGGAGAUGAGAAGGAACACUUGAAGGUGACGCUGUUGCGCAUUUACUCUUCACUGCAAGGCGUGAUGUCAUGCUUGCCUGAUAUGCGUCCAUCAUACGGAAAUAAAGGCACCGAAAAUAUGGAUCAUAGUAACUUUUUAAUUGCAGGAGCAGUUGGCUCAUCUGUUGGUAGUUCAGAAAUGAGGGAGAGAGCUGCUCAGCAUAUACAUGUUGCCUGCAAAUAUCUACUGAAAGAAAGAGCGGAUGAUAGCAUACUUCUGAUACUUAUUAUUCGUGUCAUGGAUGCUUUAGCAAAUUUUGGAAGCUUGGAAUACGAAGAAUGGUCGAAUCACAUUCAGGCCUGGAAGUUGGAGUCUGCUGCUAUAAUUGAGCCUCCAUGUAAUUUUAUUGUUUCUUCUCAUGCCCGAGGAAAGAAAAGGCCCAGGUGGGCACUUAUUGACAAGGCAUACAUGCAUAAUACAUGGAGAUCUUCGCAAUCAGCAUAUCGUAAAUUUUGUACAGAUAGCAACAUCUCUCCUUCAGAGCACAUGAUUAUUCUUAUGGAGGAUCUUCUAGAUCUCUCUUUGCACAACUAUGAAACAGUUCGCUCCCUUGCUGGAAGGUCUCUUUCAAAAUUGCUCAAACGCUGGCCAGCAUUGAUUGCUAAGUGUGUUCUCACUCUAACGGGGAACUUGCGUGAUCCAAAAGCACCAGAACAUGCAGUACUAGGCACCUGCACCAUACUUUCAACGCAAACUGUUAUCCGGCGUUUGACAACGGAUGCGGUUUCAUUCUCUUCGUUUAUCAUGGGUCUUCUGGCAAGCUCUCAUCAUGAAUCACUGAAAGCUCAGAAAGCUAUUACUGAGCUGUUUGUCAAAUACAAUAUCCACUUCUCUGGAAUAUCAAGGAGUUUUUUCAAGACUUCAGAUGGCCAACUGGACAGGCAGGAAUUUGUAGAUUUGCUUUCUCAGAUCAGUUCCAUGAGUUUUGACACCACUGGCUUGCACUGGCGGUAUAAUUUGAUGGCAAACAGAGUACUGCUUUUGUUAACUUUGGCUUCCAGAAGUGAUUCACAAUUGUCUUCGAAAAUUCUUGGGGAAACAGCAGGACAUUUUUUAAGAAAUUUGAAAAGUCAACUUCCUCAGUCAAGAAUGCUGGCAAUCUCUGCUCUGAACACCCUAUUACAAGGAACACCGCAUAAAAUAUUCAGUCAGGAACAGCAACUUUGCGUGGAUCAUCUUAAAGAAAGUAACGAUACAUCUGUUGAAGGAGUACUGAAUCAGAUAUUAAGGGAGGAGGGAUUCUUCAGUGAGACUCUAAACAGUCUCUCCCAUGUCCACAUAAUUGCCGAUAGUGAGAGUUCGGCUUCUAAAGGGACUCACGGAGUGUCAUCCUUUCAGAGUGUGGCAGAUAAAGCAAUCACUUUUUUCUAUUUUGACUUCUCAGCAUCAUGGCCUCGCACCCCCAGCUGGAUAUCUCUUGUGGGAAAUGACACCUUUUACUCUAACUUCGCAAGGAUUUUUAAGCGGCUCAUACAAGAAUGUGGAACACCAGUUCUUAAUGCGCUUCAGGAUGCACUCGAAGAAUUUUCUAGUGCGAAAGAGAGAGCAAAGCAAUGUGUUGCUGCUGAAGUCAUGGCUGGGAUACUUCAUUCUGAUGUUAAUGGCCUGUUGGAAGCCUGGGACAGUUGGAUGAUGCUUCAGCUUCAGAAGAUCAUGGUAACACCUUCUGUGGAGUCCAUUCCUGAGUGGGCAGCUUGCAUAAGAUAUGCAGUCACCGGAAAAGGAAAAUAUGGCACACGAAUUCCUCUUCUGAGGCAAAGAAUUUUAGACUGCUUGGCAAGACCUUUGCCCCAAACCAUGACAAGCAAUGUGGUGGCCAAGAGGUAUUCUUUCCUUUCAGUUGCACUCAUUGAAAUCUCUGCACCUAGAAUGCCUACUGCAGAGGUUCAGUACCAUGAUAAGCUUCUGGAAGAGUUGCUGGAUAAGAUGACUCAUCCAUCUCCCCAAGUUAGAGAAUCUAUUGGCAUUGCACUUUCUGUGGUAUGUUCAAACAAGCGGCUUUUUGCAACAUUGGGGCAUACAUGUUUACAAGAGGUUGAGGGAGACAUUGACAUGAUUGAGUCACCUAAGAAGGAAAAUUGGGCAGAACUUCUAAUGGGGAGAGCUUCUGAAUUAGCUAGAAAUAUCCAAAGUGCAAAUCAAUCUGACAGAAUAGAUUCGAUGAUGGAUUUGAUUCACGAAAAUGGCUACACAAAUUCAAAAGCCAAAACAGAUGUUAAGACGAUGGAAACGAUGUUCCAUUUCAUAAUCUCAUCUUUGAAAUCUGGAAGAUCUUCUGUUUUGUUGGAUAUAGUUGUUGGAUUAAUUUAUCCUGUUAUUUCAUUGCAGGAAACAUCAAAUAAAGACCUGUCAACAUUAGCUAAGGCAGCUUUUGAAUUACUAAAAUGGAGGAUAUUACCUCGGCCUUUCUUAGAAAAUGCUGUCUCAGUGAUUCUUUCUUUAGUCAAUGAUCCUAAUUGGCGAACCAGAUCUGCAGCUCUUGCAUAUCUUCGCACCUUUAUGUACAGGCACACAUUCACUCUCUCAGUUUCAGAGAAAUUACAAAUCUGGAAAAGUAUCGAAAAGCUACUUGUUGACAACCAAGUUGAGGUUAGGGAGCAUGCUGCUGGGGUUCUUGCAAGCUUAAUGAAGGGUGGAGAUGAAGACUUGUCAAGGACUUUUCGUGAUCAAUCAUAUGCAGAAGCACAAUCAAUUCUCAGGAUCCGAAAGCAAAGGAAAUUGGCUUCUGGUCAAUCUAUAGCUUCUACACAUGGUGCAGUCCUUGCUUUGGCUGCAUCGGUGCUUUCAGUUCCUUACGACAUGCCCAGCUGGCUUCCAGGUCACGUUACAUUGCUCGCCCGGUUCAUUGGUGAGCCUUCCCCAAUCAGAUCCACGGUUACAAAAGCGGUUGCAGAGUUCCGCCGAACUCAUGCAGAUACUUGGAACAUCCAGAAGGAUGCUUUUACCGAGGAGCAACUGGAGGUUCUUGCAGACACCGCAUCUUCUUCCUCAUACUUUGCUUAAUUCUACGGUAGUCCUUCUAAAAUCACAAUAGUUGUUGUCAGAUAGGGUAAAAGGGAACCUCAAUAUUCAUUAUGUUGUUGUAGUCUACAAAAUAAAGCUUCUGUAGUAAUACUGUCUUGCAUUCGUAAGUUCUUGUACCAAUUAUUCAUUUCAAUUGAAGUCAUCGUCCUGAGUUUCUCCACUUGUUUA
This is a messenger RNA of Elaeis guineensis (African oil palm), 5488 nucleotides long. The record is from RefSeq and is a predicted model, not a curated record. Lineage: Eukaryota; Viridiplantae; Streptophyta; Magnoliopsida; Arecales; Arecaceae.